UGCCUGUGUCUAUGCCUCGCAAGUCCCGGAACGCUGGCGUCCUGGUUUGUUUGACUAUGUGGGCGGCAGCCACAACAUCUGGCAUUUCGCCGUACUUGGUGGAAUCCUGUUCCACUACUGUGCGAUGCAGGACCUCUUCGCUCAUGCCUUCGUGAGAGCCAAGGGAGAAUGUCCCAACCUGACCGCGUAAGGCGGUUUGUCAAUAUAUUAAUGCAUAUGACCGACUAUGAGUGAAGAUAUAUGAACCAAAAGUAUUGGACUCUUGCUAGGUACGGAUGGCCAGGUCUUCUCCAUGCAGAGAGACUGCACGUUCUCUAUCCUGACCUUUUCUGUCACGUCUUUUCUCUUCUUCUUCUUCUUCUUCUUCUUCUUCCUCUUCUUCCUCUUCUUCUUCAAUUCUUGCAUGGAUGGAGUAUCAUGGAAUUUGCUUUCUUAGACUUUCGUUUGCUGCUUUACAUCCAAUUCUUAUUUUCGGUUCGGCUUGGGGAUAGACUGGUGCAUAGAGCAGCUUUCUUUUCUUCUUUCCACUUCUUCUUAUCCUUUUUCUCCUUUUUCUUUUUUCUUUCUUUCUUUCUUUCAUAUACUUUUUCUUGCUAUUUUGCCAGUACAUACGCAUGGUCGAAAUGUAGCUACUUUGUCUCUCGGAACUUACUUCCUGCAAAUAAUGCACGAUUUUGGAUAUAACAUGGUAGUCUUCCUGGCAUCUAGCGUAGUAUUGACGCAAUGGUCUAUUCUAUUCUCAUGCACUGACGGCCUUUUGCAACUCGCAAGUCCAGCAUGCGCAUCGAACCCAGUUCGUAGUAGCGCCAAUGUAUCCAUAACGGCG
Aspergillus glaucus CBS 516.65 is the source of this 826-nucleotide messenger RNA. RefSeq lists its product as uncharacterized. The transcript has a single exon. The record is from RefSeq and is a predicted model, not a curated record. NCBI's taxonomy places the organism in Eukaryota, Fungi, Ascomycota, Eurotiomycetes, Eurotiales, Aspergillaceae. The coding region runs from base 241 to 684 and encodes 147 amino acids.